Molecule: messenger RNA, 1374 nt
Organism: Thermothelomyces thermophilus ATCC 42464
Lineage: Eukaryota; Fungi; Ascomycota; Sordariomycetes; Sordariales; Chaetomiaceae
Exons: 3
Coding region: 79-1152 (357 amino acids)
Biological process (GO): tRNA processing
Molecular function (GO): tRNA dihydrouridine synthase activity; flavin adenine dinucleotide binding
Source: RefSeq, a predicted model, not a curated record
GUGGUUUUGACAAGUAGCCAACAGCUUGCCUUUCGCCAAACCGCCUUCGCAUACGGGACGGAUCUGUGCUGGACGCCCAUGAUUGUGGCUAAGGAAUUUAACAGGAAUCACUUUGCGAGAGACAGCGACUUUACUAUAUCCACCAACGGCCCUCAGCCUCCAACGAUAGUACAGUUUGGCGCAAACUCGCCACAAGAACUCGCGAGGGCAUCUACGCUCGUGGCACCGUUUAGUAACGGGGUAGAUUUGAACUGCGGCUGUCCCCAGUCCUGGGCAUGUGCUGAGACCCUAGGUGCCGCCCUGAUGGAGAAACGAGAACUGGUCAGGGACAUGGUCGUAGAAACCAGGGAAUACCUUCGCCGAGACGGGUGGGGUGUCGGGAAGGAAAAGGAUAUCAACAACCCCAAAGGGCGAAGCGUGAGCGUCAAAAUAAGAGUACACAAAGACCUGCGAAAAACGAUGGACUUCAUCACCACCGUCCUGGGCCCUGAUCAAGACCGUCAUAUCGACUGGCUAACCAUCCACCCGCGUACGCGCUCGACCCCUUCCAGCAUACCAAUCAACCUCGAAGCUCUCGAGGUCCUGACGUCCACCUUCGGCGACCGCGUGCCCAUCCUCCUGUCGGGCGAUGUCUUCGCUCUCAAUGCCCUCCCAUUCACGUCCCCUCUCCUCGCCUCCGCCCCAACCUUUACCCAGUCCAUCUCCAAUACCAAGUCACAUUCGACGACGACAACGACGACAGCGACAAUAUCAGCAGCAGCAGCAGCAGCAGAAACACUAACCGAGGAUUCGCCAAACCCAAGCGACCGCCGACCAUCGCCAGCCACCUACCACAUCCCCAAGCUCGCCGGCCUCAUGUCUGCGCGCGCCCUCCUUGCCAACCCGGCCCUAUACGCAGGCUACGAAGCCUGCCCGUGGGAGGCCGUCGAGACGUUCCUCUCCAACGUGGCGCGGGCGCCCCUCCCUCACAAGCUGGUGCUGCACCACCUGAGCGAGAUGUGCGGUCCCGGCAUGGGCCCCAACAAGGCCUCGCUGCUGACCAAGCAGGAACGGGCGGCCAUGUUGGCGUCCGGGAACAUGCUGGACCUGAUUGACUACCUGGAUACGGUGAGGGGACUGAAGAGGAGAGGAGAGCAGGUAGGACUUUCAUAGUUUGUUUGAAUUGAUGGGAAUUCGGAAAAGGAACAGUGUGUGUGGAAUGGCGUAUACAGAAUCAUUAUGGUUCUUUCGCAGAUUGAGGAGGUAGCAUGAGAGAGAGAUGACCAGCCAUCAGAGGCAUCCGGGAUAAUCCCCCGCCACCCCUACCCCUAACCAUCGGAUACAGCCCGCAUAUGGAUGCGGACCGGAUCCCUCUUAAAAACGCGAUCGGAAGUA